AUUAAAGUACCCCUUGUCGUUGCUGCUGUUGUUAUCAGAGAGCCAUUCGUUCUGCCUGAGGUUGUUACUUGUCAAUAACGAGAUCAAGCAUUCACAGAAGCAAACAGGGUCCAGCUUGUUUAAGUAACAAACAGACAAAUCACAAGACACAACCCGAACAGUUGACAAUCAUGCUAUACGUCCCGAUAGGACUCACCCCUGUGCAGAGGUCACUGAUUGACACAGUCGUCACCUUGCACAAGCCACAGCUGCUGGAGGGCAAAGUUCCAGACUCCUUGCUCAAUAGUAUACGACUGAUAUCGAACCAUCCGUUCUUGCUCGUGGACCACUACAUGCCAAAGAGACUGUUGCUGAUGGAGACCCACGAGAGCCUGUCCAGUGCGUCGGAUUUGUUCAGAACCCUGGAUAAGUUGAUUACGAUCCUGCAGAAGAGAAUGACUAAAAGGAGAGUGUUGAUUAUAGGGUCCAGUGUUAAGGAACUGGAUCUCGUGGAGGCAUUCAUACUGGGGAGAGACUUGUAUUACAAGAGGUACUCUGGUAUGGCCCUCUACCACAAUGGGGAACAGGAAAGUUUGAAAAAUGACAAAAUCAGCCUGCUGCUUGUUACCAAGCAGCAGCUGGUUAGAGAGGUUGACCUUGUAUUAUGCCUAGAUCAAACGGUGAACCUCGAUUGGACUCAUGUCCCUUGUAUUGGCUUGGUUUCUAUCCAGUCGCCGAUGCACGGGUUGUUGAAUGGACAUGAUAAAGAAGUAUCCGUGUUGAGCUCCCUGCCAGAACGUGAGAAGGACUUUACCAAAUACAACGAGUCCCUGUUUGGUGCUGCAUUUGAAAACUUUUGUCUUAUCGAUUGGCCACAGGAAACGCUCCCUGAAUUCCAUGUCUUUGGGAAAGGUGAAGUUUUGGAUUCUUUGUAUACAACCGAUACUAAAAAGUUGAAACUUGCAACAGAUAACUUGGACAGUCACCGAGGCUACCAAAGAGCCCUAACAGGAUUGACGUUGAACAGAGUUGAUGAGAUCUCUCUUCAAACUAAACAGAUUGAGGAGAAGUUAAAGUCCCUGAGAAUAAGAUCAACUCUUUAUCACAAUACUUGGGAUCAACAGAAGCAGAACAUUGGACUGAAUUUCAAACAAUCGCAAAAGCUGAAAGAGGAAGCUUCUGCAAACGAACUGAAAGAACAAAGAUUGAAGUCUGAACAUGAAAAGUACACUGCCAAACUGGAUUCUCUGUCAAAGGAAUUGGAGUUCCUCAGAAAACUUGAAUCAGGAGAGGAAAAAGUCUCUGAAGAUGAAUUGGACAAGGAAAUCGAAGCUUUGGAGGAGAAAUUGGGACAACUGCAACGUACUAGCGAAGAACAAGCUUCGUCAUUAGACAAUUUGAGAGCCAAGUAUCAAAAGAUCACAGCAAUUGCAGCCGAGAAGUCCCUUCUGGCCAACUCUUUAAAGAAACAGAACGAGGAAUUGCUCAAAGAGCUAUCAGAUACAGCUACAAAAUUGAGACAAAGAAGUCAAGAAGAUGGUAGAACUCGAUAUGAACAAGAGCUCUCGAGUGCCAAGUCCAACUGUGAGUUCCUAGAAAGAUAUAACCAACAGCUGAAUGCUGUUGUCAAAGACCGUGUAGGCACUUUGAGCAUUGGAAGAAAUGGGAGAGUUCAUAGAUCGACUUCACAGUACGUUUAGCUCCCAACAUCCACACAGUGUCAAAUAUACAACCAAACUAAUCAAUAUAUG
Williopsis jadinii is the source of this 1730-nucleotide messenger RNA. RefSeq names its product Hda2p (gene HDA2). The coding region runs from base 171 to 1679 and encodes 502 amino acids. Gene Ontology annotation, cellular component: HDA1 complex. NCBI's taxonomy places the organism in Eukaryota, Fungi, Ascomycota, Saccharomycetes, Phaffomycetales, Wickerhamomycetaceae. The transcript has a single exon. The record is from RefSeq and is a predicted model, not a curated record.